This is a messenger RNA of Tilletiopsis washingtonensis, 222 nucleotides long. Its product is annotated as winged helix DNA-binding domain-containing protein. NCBI's taxonomy places the organism in Eukaryota, Fungi, Basidiomycota, Exobasidiomycetes, Entylomatales. Gene Ontology annotation, molecular function: RNA polymerase II cis-regulatory region sequence-specific DNA binding; DNA-binding transcription factor activity, RNA polymerase II-specific. The annotation marks the transcript as partial. The transcript has a single exon. Gene Ontology annotation, biological process: regulation of transcription by RNA polymerase II. The record is from RefSeq and is a predicted model, not a curated record.
UCGUACGCCGGCCUCAUCGGCCAGGCGAUCCUGUCCAGCUCCGACGGCAAGCUGAGCCUCAACGAGGUGUACAACUGGAUCAGCGCCGUGCACCCCUUCUACGAGCGCGGCGACCGCGGAUGGCAGAACAGCAUCCGCCACAACCUCAGCCUCAACAAGAGCUUCCUCAAGGUCGAGCGUGAGGCGAACAUGCCGGGCAAGGGCGGCUUCUGGGCCAUCAAG